Paramuricea clavata is the source of this 1510-nucleotide messenger RNA. The record is from the annotation of a GenBank genome assembly. Lineage: Eukaryota; Metazoa; Cnidaria; Anthozoa; Malacalcyonacea; Plexauridae.
AUGGCUUCAUUUAGAGAUGCUAGAUUAAUGUUACUAGACAGUUACGACGAUGGUUUGAUCGACGAAGAAGAGUUGCUUGUGUUAUAUGAUUUAAAUACAUCGAAAAAUCCUGUCUUUCCAUACGAAAGUUAUGAAAGAUUUGAGUUGACCGACAUGGAUGAAGCCGAGUGUAAAGCAGAAUUUCGUUUCGAGAAAAGCGACUUGCCUCAGCUAGCGGAGGCCCUAAGGAUUCCACAAGAGUUUAAGUGUAAGCAAAGAACUGUUUGCGAUGGGAUGGAGGGAUUGUGCAUGCUUUUGAGAAGAAUGGCCUACCCUUGCCGAUACAGCGAUCUGAUCCCAAGAUUUGGCAGACCAGUCCCCGAAGUAUGCAUGAUUACAACUACAGUGGCAGACUUCGUCUACGAAAACCAUGCUCACAGAAUUACAGAGUUGAAUGAUGCCAUUUUAAACCCAGAAUCUCUUGAGCGCUAUGCAGAAGCCAUCCACUUGAAAGGUGCGGCAUUGAACAAUUGUUUUGGCUUUGUUGAUGGCACUGUGCGACCAAUAUGCCGACCAAACGUCAAUCAAAGACAGGUAUAUAACGAGCACAAAAGAGUCCAUGCAUUAAAAUUUCAAUCGGUUGCGAUUCCAAAUGGUUUGAUUGCUAAUUUGUAUGGUCCUGUAGGUAAGUAAAUAUUUUCACACUUCACCAUGCCAAUUGUAUUACAAAUGUCCAAAAGGUGUGUGUGUGUGUGUGUGUGUGUGUGUGUGUGUGGGGGGGUAUCCUUAGUCUAAUGCUUGUUUGCAGGCACGACCCUUUCUAUCAGUGACACAAUGAUUUAAUCCAUUAGUUGUCAUUAGUGUGUGCACAGGACUCUUGGCAAGAAUGUUGGACAGAGCAAAAAACCUAUGCUAAAGCUAAUCUAUGCCCGACAUAUCUUAUUCAGUGCAACAUUAACCCACUGAGCCACAAUUAGCCCCAAUGGACCCUACUUAUUUUUUUACUUGUCUAACGCCAGACAAUUUUACUAGUCAAUGGGGAGGCUCUGCAGUGCUAGCUUAAUGGGUUAAUGAGUAGUUAAGUCAAUCUCUUUAUUAACCAACAACCAAAUUUGCAGAGGGAAAAAGACAUGAUGCAGCAAUGCUUGUUGAGUCUGGUCUGCUGGAUAGCUUACAACAACAUGCUUUCUCAGGCACAGGCCAACCAUUAUGCAUCUAUGGAGAUCCUGCUUAUCCUCUUCGACUACAUUUGCAAGCACCUUAUAGACAAGCUGUGAUGACACCACAAAUGCAGGAAUUCAAUACUUCUAUGAGUGCAGUGCGAACAUCUGUGGAUUGGCAUUUUGGGAACAUAAUGAAUUACUUCAAGUUUGUGGACUUCAAGAAGAAUUUAAAAAUUGGACUUUCAUCAGUUGGCAAGAUGUAUGUAGUAUGUGCAGUUUUGCGAAAUGCUCUAACUUGUCUUUACCAGAAUCAAACCUCCUACUAUUUUAAUUUAGAGCCACCAACUUUGCAAGAAUAUUUUAGAUAA